AUGAGCGACCCAGAAAAUGACUCAGGUUCUGGCGAACUUCCACCUACCAUUCGUGAUGAAUUUCCGGAGCAUACGUUCCGCAUACUGCUCGCGACAGACAACCACAUAGGAUACUUAGAGAGAGACCCUAUAAGAGGUCAAGAUUCGAUCAACACCUUUCGUGAAAUCUUGCAACUAGCGGUGAAACACGAUGUCGACUUUAUCCUACUUGCUGGAGAUCUCUUUCAUGAAAAUAGGCCCUCAAGAGACUGUCUGUACCAGGUUAUGGCUCUUCUGCGCGAGUACACGAUGGGCGACAGACCUGUACAAAUUGAGCUCUUGAGUGACCCCAAUGAAGGCAGAGCGAGCGGCUACUCAUUUCCGGCGGUUAACUACGAGGAUCCCAACUUCAACGUCGGCAUACCCGUUUUCUCCAUACACGGCAACCAUGAUGACCCACAGGGUGCAGGACCCGAAGGUGCUCUGUGUGCGCUUGACAUGCUCUCUGUGAGCGGUUUGGUGAACUACAUGGGCAAGAUCGACCUCCCACUGGAAGACGCGGAAGCACAGAGCACCGGGAUCGCCGUGCGCCCGUUGCUCUUACGCAAGGGCAACACUCGCCUGGGCCUCUACGGUAUCGGAAACAUCAAGGAUCAGCGUAUGCACUUCGAGCUGCGGAGCAACCGCGUGCGGAUGUACAUGCCGCGCGACAAGGACGACUGGUUCAACAUCCUGUUGCUCCACCAGAACCGUGUCGCACAUGGCCCACAGCAGUCGGUACCGGAAGGCAUGUUCGACGACAGUGUUGAUUUGGUGGUGUGGGGGCACGAGCAUGAUUGCCGGAUCGUCCCCGAGCCUGUUGCUGGAAAGGACUACCACAUCACGCAGCCCGGAUCCUCCGUGGCCACAUCUCUCGCAGAUGGCGAAGCGUUGGAAAAGCAUGUCGCGUUGUUGAAGAUCCAAGGCAAGGAUUUCCAGCUCAUACCCAUCCCUCUGCGGACCGUAAGGCCCUUCGUCCUUGACGAGAUAAUCCUCAGCGAGGUAGCCGAGGACGAGCAACUAGACCUCAACGAUCGAAUGGCCAUAGCUAAGUAUUUGAAGGCCAAGGUGAAUGAGCUGAUUGACCAAGCCGAUGCACUGUGGGACGAGCGAAAUGCUAAGGCCGUCGCAGAGGGUGAACCCGAGCUCCCUCGUAUGCUGCCGCUGGUCCGCUUAAAAGUCGACACAACCGGCGUCAGCGAGAUGUCGAACCCGGUGCGCUUCGGGCAGGAGUUCCAAGGGCGAAUCGCGAACCCGCGAGACGUAUUAGUGUUCCACCGUGCCAAGAAGACCGCAAGCCGUGGCGCAAAGGUCACUGCCGACCAGCCCGAGCUCAGCAUCGACGACCCAGACCUGUCCAUUUCGGAGAAGCUCUCGAAGGUGCGCGUUCAAACGCUCGUGCGGGAGUAUCUCGCUGCGCAGGAGCUGCAGCUACUCGGCGAGGCGGGUAUGUCGGAUGCUAUUGAGAUGUUUGUCGACAAGGACGACAUCCAUGCCAUUCAAGGUCAUGUGAGCACUGCUUUGAAGACGUUAAUGAAGGGUGUGCAGGCUACUGGUAAGACUGAAGAUCUCGAGGAAGAGGAAUUGGAUGAGAUUGUUGGUAAAGUCAGAGAGCAACAAGAACAGGAUUAUCUGGACAAGAGGAAUAAUGGAAAGGCAUCGAAGUCUAAGGGCAAGGGUAAGGCGACGAAUGACGCAUCCGAUGCGGAGUCAAUGGAUUCCAUGAUGAUGGAAUUCGACGCCGUGCCAUCCGAUUUUGACGAGUCGGAUGAAGCACCGAAGAAAAAGGCUACGACGCGGAAAAAGGCCGCCGCUCCUGUGAAGAAGGUGCCUGCCAAAGGCAGGGGGAAGAAGAAAGCUGUUGAAUCUGACGAUGACGAAGAUAUGGACGACAUCGAGGAAGAGGCGCCCAAACCGAAGCGGACAAACAGAACCGCUGUACUUACCCAAACGACCAAGAAGGCACGGGCGAAGAAGACGGCCACCAAAGCCUCCACAGCCAAGCAGGCAACACUGAGCUUCGCGCCUUCAGGGCGCACUUCUACUCGAGCUGCUGCAGCCAGGUCAACACGGAAGACAGCGGAAAUAGUGGAAUUGGACAGCGACGAUUGA
Sparassis crispa is the source of this 2130-nucleotide messenger RNA. Its product is annotated as Double-strand break repair protein. The record is from RefSeq and is a predicted model, not a curated record. Gene Ontology annotation, biological process: double-strand break repair via nonhomologous end joining; mitotic intra-S DNA damage checkpoint signaling; telomere maintenance. Lineage: Eukaryota; Fungi; Basidiomycota; Agaricomycetes; Polyporales; Sparassidaceae. The coding region runs from base 1 to 2130 and encodes 709 amino acids. The transcript is spliced from 15 exons. Gene Ontology annotation, molecular function: manganese ion binding; DNA endonuclease activity; 3'-5'-DNA exonuclease activity. Gene Ontology annotation, cellular component: Mre11 complex; nucleus.